This is a messenger RNA of Spodoptera frugiperda (fall armyworm), 8534 nucleotides long. RefSeq lists its product as uncharacterized. Gene Ontology annotation, biological process: deadenylation-dependent decapping of nuclear-transcribed mRNA; P-body assembly. The transcript has 17 exons. NCBI's taxonomy places the organism in Eukaryota, Metazoa, Arthropoda, Insecta, Lepidoptera, Noctuidae. The record is from RefSeq and is a predicted model, not a curated record. Bases 106 to 3267 code for a protein of 1053 amino acids. Gene Ontology annotation, cellular component: P-body. Gene Ontology annotation, molecular function: RNA binding.
GUGUGAGUACAACACUGGCCGAAAUGUCAUGGCCGCCUUCGCCAUUGCGACAUAUGUACCGUGACAAGUCAUGUCAUUUGUGUCCAUGAUAUAUGAAAAAUUCCAAUGGCAGAUUCUUUCUUCGGGUUCGAUACUUCGUUAUCGAACUUAAAUGACGAUGAGGGAGGUGGGGAGCCCUCAGAGGACGAGUAUGAUGCGCUCAACGAUGAAACCUUUGGUCAAGGUUCUGACGAGUUCGACUGGGAGGUGGAACAUGAGCAGCUGGCGGAACAGCUGGAGAGCAGCCGCAGGCAUCAUGGCGGCAUCGACGACCUCGCCAAUACACAGCUCGAGGCAUCGCUAUCCCAGCUAGUGUUGGAUGAGACGGACGCGCCGCAGUCGAGAACCAUCGGAUCCAGCGUGUGGAAACAUGACCCGAUCUUCCCGAGCGCGCCCACACCUGUACAAGGACUUAAGAAUGUAUGCACAGUGGAGGAACUGGAGCGCCAGCUGCGGCAGAAGCAGGCGCAGCCUUCUUACAACCAGAAUUACUUCCAGCCAAGAUUUCCACCGGUGAUACUACAAAGGCCGCCUGGUUUGCAGGCGCCCGUACCACUACCAUUCGCACCACAACAACCGAUGUCCCACGGCAUGAACCAACCACUCAGCAAACUCAUGAACCAAAUGGGACAAAACAACCAACUCAUACAAAACCAUGUAAACCAACUCAAUCAAGGCGUUACCCCCUUCAUGAACAACCAAAUGGGUAAUCAAAUGAAUAACCAGUUCCAAAAUAACCCAAUCGGUCCCGGUAAUAACCUUAUGAGUCAGUUAUCACAGAAUCUAAGUGUUCACCAGAUGAGCAAUAACCAGAUGAUGGGUCAAAAUGUCAACCAAAUGAGUCAGAAUUUAAAUAUGACGCAAAGUAUGGGACAGUUGGGUCAGAAUAUGAAUCAGAUGAGUCAAAACAUGAACCAAAUGAGUCAGAUGGGUCAGAAUGUGAACCAAAUGAGUCAGAUGGGUCAGAAUGUUAACCAGAUGAGUCAAAAUCAAAUGGGACAGUCUCAGAUGAGUCAAAACCAAAUGGGUCAGAGUCAGAACCAGCUUGGUCAGAAUCAGAUGGGUCAAAACCAGAUGAGUCAAAACCGUAUGGGUGAUAUGUCAUCAAUGUCACAGAAUAUGAAUCAAAUGGGCAACCAUUUUUCUAAUAACCAGAUGAGUCAGAGUCAUAACCAGAUGAUGCCAAACGGCAACCAGUUUGGCAUGAACCAGUUUCAACAUAUGAUGGGUCAGCCAAGGAUGAUGGCGCCGCCUCCUGGUAUCAAUAUGCAGAGACAAAACUUUAAUUCUAAUAUUCCACAGGUUAAUCUUAAUUUUCGUCCCUCAAUACAAUCAAAACCAGAGCAACCAAUAGCCCAACAAAACAUGAUGAUGAACCAACAAAUGCUAAUAAAAAACCAACAGCAACCACUAAACAACAUUAAAACAUCAACCAGCAACCAAAUGAGUCAAAUGAACCAACUCAACCAUGUAACAACGCAACCACAAGCAAAAACCAUACAGAAACCGGUUCAAAAAGACCAGAAAGUCCAAAAGAGUCGGGUCUACAACAACUCCAAGAAUCAAGGUCAAAGUCAAAGUCAAAAUCAGAAUUUGACUUCGCAGAAUUUGGUGCAGUUGAUACAGAAUACGCAUCCGAUGUUGCAAUUCAACAAUAGUUAUCAUAAUGCAAAUCAUCAUCCGAUGUUGAAUAAUAGAAAUAAUAUGUUUACCAACAGUCAGUUUAAUCAUCCCAUGUUCAAUCAAAGGGUUAAUGGCAUAUAUAAUAAUAGACAUGCGGUAAACGGCGACGACGCGAGCGGCAGCGACACCGACGAGUACGCGGGUUUGAUGACCGCGCGGGAGAAACAGUGGCUCAUCAACAUACAGAUGCUGCAGCUCAACACCGGCACUCCUUACAUACACGACUUCUAUUACACGGUGUUCCUAGAGAGACAGGCGAGUAAAGAGAAGGAAGGCGUGAAGGAGGCUCACAAGGCGAACCAGCAGAACCAUCCAUUCUACAGCGGAGGUGUAAAACAAGAGACGCACACGCACCGCGAGCGCCACAACUCGAACCGACACAACUCCACCGGCGAGGACAGCGCCACGCCGCGGACAUACGUGCCCACGCAGUUCGAGAACUCGCUCGGGAAGCUGCAGUGUGGCAGUGUGACAGCGCCGCGCAAGAUUAUCGACGUUGAGGUGGUUGGCGCGGACGCGGCCCCGUCUCGUAUGUCGCGGGCCUCCAGCGUCGCUAGCACUACGCAUCCCACUGAGGUUCCCCGAGAGAUGAAGAGAACGAAACAGCUGCUACUGGACAUAGAGGCGCUUUACUUAAUACUACUACGACUGGAGGAACUCAACGACCCUCUGGCGAUAUCCAACGCGCUUAUAUUGAAGGAAAGAGAAGAGAAACAGAAGCAAUUAGAAGCGGCGCAGAAGGAGGAGAGUGAGCAGCAAGAGGUGGCCAACCUGUUUCUGAAGAACAUCGAGUCUGUGCAGCGCAGGCCUAAGCAGGAUAGUCCUAAGAGCGAGAGCAUUGAUAAACGACAGGUGGUGAACCUAGCAGUGAACCAGAAGCCGGCGCCGUCGAAGAACCUGCUGGACGAGGACAAGGACGAGCUGGUGAACAAGAUGUUCGCCGGCCUGCUGCACAGUGACAGGGUGCAGCAGAUGCUUACCGUCAGGAAGGGACGGACCCUAAUCUCCCGGUUCGUGGGCCGCGUCCCGGCGUCCCACGUGCGGCUGCGGUCGCUGUGGUCCAAGCUGCUGCGGGGGCUGCCGGCCGCCGCCCGCCGGGACCCCAACAACCUCGCCCCGCUCGCCACGCACUACAGGAACUACAUCCAGACGACGACCGGCUGGUCCCCCAUCCUGGAGUCGUGCAGCCUGCUGGCGGAGGCCUUCGACCCCGCCAGGACUCCCUACGCACUCACCACUCCCUUCACUCUCAGCUGCGUCUGUGCAUUAAUGGAGAAAGCAGCUAUACUAGUAAACACACCAGAAGCGACGUCCAACGAGCGUCAAUGGUCGAAAUUCCUAAAAACUUUAGCCAGAGCGCUGAAAAACACGACAUUAAAUGUUGCCAGACCUUUGCAACCUAUAGCUGGCAACAAAUUACUGUACCAUAUGAAACAGCUCGACUCUAGAAGCACAAUUGAAAUACUACAGAGAGGUAAGACGGCAGAAUUCGCCGAUAUAUUGAAAUCUGAGGUCACAGAACUCUUACUCAAGCACCUGUGUUGAUAUUCGACUAAUUCGACUCAAUUUACAGUCGAAAAAUAAACCUACGCUAGUAUCCGACCACUGGUCGAUUGGUAUUCGACCACGAAAGAUUUAUAGACUAUAUUUUCAUGGAAAUAGAGUCGUUUUUCAGUAAAAUAAUGUCAAGACUUAGGGUACUAUAUGAAUGAAGUGUUAAACUUCGGUUUUUUUUAAUUUGACUUAUAUAUAUAUAUAAAAUCAGAAUGUCGCCGGUAUAAAUGUAAAUAUAUCAAUUAUAACAUGAUUAUUGUUUAAAUGCUUGUUUUUCAUUGUUUCUUUGUUAUUUUUUGUUUUUAUUUGGGUAUGCUGAAAUGUUCCUAUUUUAUCUAUUUACAAGAACAUGUAAAAAAAGUGUUAUAAAUCGACUGUUGGAAAGACUAAUUUGAUAAGACAUAAUACAAAUAUGAAGCAAAUAAUUCAUAUAUAGUAUACACAAAGAUACUAUUUUCAUAGGUCUUGCACAGUAAGGUCCUGUGGUUAUAGAAGGCAAUAAAAAUCAAAAACAUUUGUUGAAAAUUCUCAGAAACAACACAGUCUGGAAUUGUGUCCAGUAUAUGGCAACAGACUCACCCCCUAUUACAUGGGACUUAUAACACAAAUGGUGAAAAGUGGGUGUACAUUAUAUGUACACCUUUGUACCCUUAGUAUGAGUUUGCUUUCCGCUUAAAAUUAUCAAAACGAGUGCGCGAUCGGCGGUCUGAUUAGUCGGCUAGAAUAAACCGACCAAUCAGAGCGCCGAACGCGCUCUCGUUUCGAUUACUUUAAACGUAAAGCAAACUUAUACUAAGGGUUACUGUCUAUCCGUUUAUGACAAAGGCAAGAUCUCAUUAUAUGAGUCGAAAUGAAUUAGUAACAUUUUAGCAUAUCUACAUAAUGUCUUAUGAAUUAAAUUGACAUGAAAAGUUAUGGAUGCUUGUUGAAAGCUUAGGUAUACUGUUUACGUUGCGUCAUUUUACCCUUAUAGUUUCAUUGGCUAGACUUGCCUAUCUGGCAGAUAAAGCCUCGUAUUCAUUGUAAACAUUUUGCUUAGCAACAGUUCAUAGCGAGAAUGCUGCUGGAAACUUUGUUUAAACUAAUAUAAACUGAUAUUUUCGCUCGCCGGGCGUCAACUCUGCAGCAUGGCGCGAUCAACUCCGCAACACAAGUGUUGCCCACAACAUGUUUAUGCAAUAUGCCAUGUUGCUAAACAAAAAGUUUACCAUGAAUACAAGGCUUUAGUAUACAGGCACUUAACUGUGAAAUUGUGCUUAGUAACUCAUUUUAUUGGUUAGCGUAAAUUAUCAAUUAAAUUUCGUAUGAUUUUUGAGCUAUAAUGAACCUUAUAUGUCUGAAAAUUACGUUAAUUUCUCUUUAAAAGCAGCCCUCGAUAGUAAUUUUCAAAAAUUUUAAAUACCUUAGUAAAAUUCUUAUUACAUUUAUUUACAAAAUGACUAAAGAUAGAUACACAAGAAUUUAUUAAUUUUACGUUUUACGGAUAGCCUCUAUUAUAUCAGAUAAAUAAUAUCGGUUAGAAGUUUAAAGACCGCUUAUACCUCCAUCUAGCGAUGUGAAAACGAACUACAAAGUCCACACUAUAACUUAUACUUGCGACUUUACUUGAUAAUUAAUCUAUAUUUAAUAUAAUAUUACAAAGCUGAAGAGUUUGUUUGUUUGAACGCGCUAAUCUCCGGAACUACUGGUCUGAUUUGAAUAAUUCUUUUUGUGUUGGGUAGUGUAUUUAUCGAGGAAGGUUAUAGGCUAUAAAACAUCACGCUAUGGCCAAUAAGAGCCAAGCAGAGCGGGUGAAACCGCUCGGAAGUAGCUAUAUUAAUAUAGAUUUUCAACUGCUUAUUCAUUUAACCUUAAUUUUUAAAAUAAAUUACAUAAAUGAGACUCGAAACCCACUCAAGACGGAGAAUGCGGGUUGGAAUCUCGUAUCAUUCAAUUUUCUAAACUUACUUAUAUAUCACAUUAAAAGUCAAAAUUAUUUAUUUCAAAUAGACCAGGAAAGCACUUUUGAACGUCAACGCAAAUAUAUUAAUAUUAAUAACGUUUGUCUGUCGAUCAGUCCUCAAGUUGCUCUAUUUGCUCGUUCCAAAGUGUAGAUUCCUAUGGAGAAGAACGAGCAAGUAACUCCAUAGUUUACUCUAUUUCAAUCUGAUUCACAAUACAAUACUUGGUUACAUUGAGUAAAAAAUCACCACAAAAUCUACACUUCUAUUUCUCAAAUCUUCAACUUCCUUGGCGUCUAAACUUAUUAACAUUUUAAUUUAUUAAUUUCUCCAAUAUCUUCUUUAUAUUCGCAACUAAAACUCAUCAGAAUCUAUCCAGUAGUUAUGUAUAAAAUGUAACAAACUCUUCCACAAUUUUUCUAUAGUAUAAGCCGGUAAACAAGCAGACAGAUCACCUGAUAGUAAGCAAUCGCAGCCGCCCAUGGACACUUGAAACACCAGAGGCUUUUACAAGUGCGUUGCCGGCCUUUUGGGGGUUAGGAAUUUAAGGGUUGUUGGGGUAUCCGGGAAUGGGAAGGGAGGAUAAUUUGAUUGUAUUUAGCUAUAAAAACGCGAUUAAAGUCUACAUCUUAACAAUCAGCGCCAAAUAGUUUUGACAUUUCUAAGAUAGUAUUUCACCACCUCCAUGUAAGUCCCCAAUAAACUUAUGUGGCAGAUAGCUCAUACAAAUUACGUCCUAUAUUCUUUAUCUGGUAUAUAGCGGCUAUCCAGACAUUAGGAAACAGACCCCAACCGCCGUGCUAACUUAUUUAAUAGUUACUUAACCCAGUCCUUAGCAAUUGUUUUCGUAACAAAUCGUUACUAAGGAAUAGUUUAAGUAAUCAUUAAAUGUCUCCAAAUACGGCAAUUAGUCUAUUUUGUAAAUAAAUGUAUGAAAUUAUAGCGAAGAAAUUCAAUGUGUUUUAAAAGGCACUUUUCAAAAUUAUUUUGUAUGAUAAAAAUGUGAAACACAAGGUAUUAGGUUUUCCUUUAAAAUAAUAUUUUAUUAUGAAUUGUAUGAGUGUUAUGGUCAAACUGUAUUUUUUUUUAGGACAAUAGACCCCCUAUUACAUAGGACUUAUAACAUAAUAUAACUGGAGAAACUCAGAUCCUAUUAUAUGGGACUUAUAACUGGUUAAAAGUGGGGGUUACAUUGUACAUACAUAUAUGUACACCUCUGCCUACCCUUUCCCUUCAGAAAAAUGUGUUUGUAUACCAAAAAUUUGUUGUUUUUUUAAACUAAAAUUAUCUAAUUUUCAUUUACGACUGUGUAUAUGAAAAUAGCUCUUAUCAGCUUUGUAAUAGUACCGUUAUUCCUGUGUAUAUAGUUUUGAAAAAAAGUACAGUUUGAUCGUGAAAUGUUUUUGUAAAAAUUAGUAACUUUGAUUUAUUAAAUGUAUCUGUCUGUAUGUAUGUAAGUAUUUAUAAAUUAAAUGCACUUAAUGUACGCUUAGUACUAGGGGUUUAACAACCCCUUAGGGGGUCUUGAAUCACUUAAAAUUGCACCCCCAAUUAGGGUAAAAUGCUCAUUAAAAUCACCCUAAAAAUUAGGGGUCAUUCGACCCCCAAAAUAUUGACAUUGAAAAAAAUCUAUUGAUGGUAUCGAAAAAAGGCAAUUUUUAGUAAAAAAAAAAUUUGAAACUAAAAAUUAAAAAAAAAAAUCAAGCACUUGUACGCAAUAAUUGUGUAGAUAAUUAUUAUUAUAAUAUUUAUCUUUUCCUUUCGUUUAUCUUUUCUUUGUUAAAAAGAAAGGAACGGAUCAACUGUAACGUAAAUAUCUUUUAUCUUUUAAUCAUUUAUCCUUGUAAAUAUUAUAAGUAAAAUAACUUUAAAUGGUUUAUCUUUCAUAUAAAGUAGUUAUUAAUUUUAAAAAGGAAACAUUUCCUGCUUUUUAUCAUUCAGAGGGCUCUACAUUUUUACAAUCCAUUGAAUUUAUUAAUAUGGAAGUCAUAUGUUUUAGAAUCCAUAAAAAUUCAUGGAGUAUAUUAUUAUACAUUUAUUAAUUAUUAUUAUACUAUUAAUUAUAAUUAUAAUUAAUCAUAAAUAAAAAAAGAGAAAGGGUUUUUCCAUAAUAUCCAUUAAUUUAUUAAAAUUUAUGAGAGGGAUUAGGGGGUCGAUUUAAAAAGAAGGGGUUUUAAUUAGGGGGUCGAUUUAAAAGUGGGGGGUUUAUUCAUAAUUUUCAAAACUUGACCCUAAUUUCUGUCAUACAACCUUCUCAUAUAAUGUCAAAAAGGAAAUUAAUUAAAAAGAAAAUUGACAUUAAUUUUUCAAUCAUCAAAUAAAUUGAAUUUCAACACAAAUAAAAUGGUAAACCCUUUCUCUAUUUUUUAGCCUUGAAGUUGGCAAACGCGACUAACUUCACAUUUAUUCUUAUUAAACGCGUUGCUAACUUCAGGGCGGUCUGCGGAUUGACUUUUAAAAAAAUUGGAUUUCCUUUAUAAUCGACUGUGAUUCGUGUUUUCAUGUUAAUAAAAAUGUAUUUUCUAAGCGAUAUUUAUUUGUUUUAACCGCGCUUGUGAACAAAAGUCAAUCCACAGGUAACAAAAUCACAUUCAAACAUUUGUUUUUAGUUAAUGUGACUUUGAGAAUACAUACACUUAUGUAUAUUUUUUAUUAGUAGUGGCUGGGUUUAGGUUAAUAUAUAUUUCAUCACAUAAUUACCUAUUAAAGUUGCUAGCCCGAUCUAACGCAGCUUUCUAUCUAGCCACUUUAGAAGUUAAGUAUUUAAGUUCUUUUGGCCCGAAAAUCUAAGACUCAAUGAAUAUUUUUUAUCAAAAAAAUGAGUCUGUGACAUUAAAAUGCAAAAUGAAUGCUUCACUUUUGCGUGCGCUGUUUAUAAUUGUAAGCAAUAAGUAAAUUAAUUAAACAUUGGCUAAUAACACUGUCGAUAAAUAUAUAUUUUUAAAUCCAUAUCGACGGCUUUGACAUUUUAUCGAUAUAGUACAUCACUUUUAUUUUGACGUAACAUUCUGAUCAUCGAUAAGUUUUAUCGAUGUUUCUCGCACGCAAAGGUAAGGCCCAUUACUAUAAAGUAUAGAUUAUUAUAUAAAAUUUGUAAAUACCAAACUGCCAAUAAAUACAGAGAGAAGAAAAAAAAAACGAAAAAUUGCUAAAAAAAAAUCGUGAAAAAAAUAAGGAAAUUAUUUUUUAUUUGUAAAAAAUUACGAUUUUCAUGAUUUGAUAGGAAAAGUCGCGUUGUAUUCUUUUUUUUUACUACUAGUAGUUUUUAGUUAUUUUUUAUCCGAUAAAUAAAAAUAGUAUAAAUUGUUUAUAUAGAAA